UGCUGCAUGUGUGCUUUUCAGAGCAGUAGUGUGAGGAAGCUGGCAGUGGAAUGGCAGGACGGCCUCAUCCUUAUGACAGUAACUCCAGUGAUCCAGAGAAUUGGGAUCGGAAAUUGCAUAAUAGACCUCGUAAACUUUGUAAACAUUCAAGCACCUCAUCCCGUGUUGCUAAAGGAAUAGACUACACCAAAAUGAGCCUCUAUGGUGCAAGUGGCGGACACGAGAGAUCGAGGGACAGGCGCAGAUCGAGUGACAGGUCUCGUGACUCGUCCCAUGAAAGAGCAGAAUCUCAGCUCACUCCAUGCAUCAGGAAUGUCACUUCACCAACAAGGCAGUAUCACUCUGAUCGUGAGAAGGAUCACAGUUCAUCCCGGCCCAGCAGCCCCCGGCCCCAGAAGACAUCCCCCAAUGGUUCAGUUGUCAGCAUGGGCACCAGCAGCAGGAACAGCAGCCAGUCCAGCUCAGAUGGCAGCUGCAAGGCUGGUGGGGAAAUGGUUUUUGUGUAUGAAAAUGGCAAAGAGGGAGCUCGGAACGUCAGAACUUCCGAGCGAGUGACGCUCAUCGUGGACAACACCAGAUUUGUUGUAGAUCCCUCCAUCUUCACUGCACAACCUAACACAAUGUUGGGCAGGAUGUUUGGAUCAGGCAGAGAACACAACUUUACACGACCCAAUGAGAAAGGAGAGUAUGAAGUUGCUGAAGGAAUUGGCUCCACUGUGUUUCGUGCUAUUCUGGAUUACUACAAGACUGGGGUAAUACGCUGUCCUGAUGGGAUAUCUAUUCCUGAGCUGAGAGAAGCAUGUGACUAUCUCUGUAUCUCCUUUGAGUAUAGUACUAUAAAAUGCAGAGAUCUGAGUGCUCUCAUGCACGAAUUGUCAAAUGAUGGUGCUCGCAAGCAAUUUGAGUUUUACCUGGAAGAAAUGAUUCUGCCAUUAAUGGUAGCCAGUGCCCAGAGUGGGGAGAGGGAGUGCCACAUCGUUGUGCUGACAGAUGAUGAUGUUGUUGACUGGGAUGAAGAGUAUCCCCCCCAAAUGGGAGAGGAGUAUUCGCAAAUUAUUUACAGCACAAAGUUGUACAGGUUCUUCAAAUACAUUGAAAAUAGAGAUGUGGCCAAAUCGGUUCUGAAGGAAAGGGGGCUCAAGAAGAUCCGACUGGGCAUCGAAGGUUACCCCACGUACAAGGAGAAGGUGAAGAAGCGGCCGGGCGGCAGGCCGGAGGUGAUCUAUAACUACGUGCAGCGGCCGUUCAUCCGCAUGUCCUGGGAGAAGGAGGAGGGCAAGAGCCGGCACGUGGACUUCCAGUGCGUGAAGAGCAAAUCCAUCACGAACCUGGCGGCGGCAGCAGCGGACAUCCCGCAGGACCAGCUGGUGGUGAUGCACCCCACGCCGCAGGUGGACGAGCUGGACAUCCUGCCCAUGCACCCGGCCCCCAGCAGCAGCGAGCUGGAGGCCGAGGGCCAGAACCCCCCGCUCUGAUCGCGCUGCCCACCACAAGCAUGCUCCCUCCGUGACUGUACUCAGCUCAUGCCACCCUGCGAUGCCAGUUUCUCCAUUGUGUCCCGGUGUUUAGGAUGUUGCAGCGGGGGGCUGGCGGGGCCCCGGGGGUGCCUGGCUGCUCUGGGAGGAGCGCGGCUCCGGCGCUGGGCUCGGUGACGUUCGUGUCUGUGUUUACCAUAGCUGUGUGACGUUGGUGACUCGUGAGCUGGCCUGGCCCCGCUCCACGGCCCUGGAAGCAGAGUGGGAAUUGAUAGUAGCACUUUACAAAUGGUUCAGAAGUGGAAUUUGAAGCCAUUUUUUAUAAAUGUAUUGCACAAUACUAACAAAGUGCUUCUAUCAAAGGUAUUAAUUGUACAUAGUUUUGCUCUGAAUAGGUUGACCCUUUUAAAGUUACUGUAUAUGGUUGAGCACAAAACUACUUACUCUUGGGUUUUUGGAUUAAGGACGUGAUUCAAUGACCCAUGUAACAUCUUGUUCGAGUUCUUUAGUGAAUUUUUUCACUUGUUUGCAGCGUGAGCCAUGUUCAAAAAUUGUGAACAACAGACAGGGGCUUUAUCCUAAAUUUUGCCUUACCUUAAGCUGUUCACAAAUAUUUAUUUAAUACGUUUUUCAUAAGU
Cinclus cinclus is the source of this 2113-nucleotide messenger RNA. It is a transcript of the gene BTBD10, whose product is annotated as BTB domain containing 10. Lineage: Eukaryota; Metazoa; Chordata; Aves; Passeriformes; Cinclidae. The transcript has 8 exons. Bases 51 to 1475 code for a protein of 474 amino acids. Gene Ontology annotation, biological process: positive regulation of phosphorylation. Gene Ontology annotation, cellular component: cytoplasm. The record is from RefSeq and is a predicted model, not a curated record. Gene Ontology annotation, molecular function: protein binding.